This is a messenger RNA of Cydia pomonella (codling moth), 624 nucleotides long. RefSeq names its product histone-lysine N-methyltransferase SETMAR-like. NCBI's taxonomy places the organism in Eukaryota, Metazoa, Arthropoda, Insecta, Lepidoptera, Tortricidae. The transcript has a single exon. Gene Ontology annotation, molecular function: nucleic acid binding. The record is from RefSeq and is a predicted model, not a curated record. Bases 1 to 624 code for a protein of 207 amino acids.
AUGGAACCGCGUCAACUACGAGCGAUCAUGCUUUACGAGCAUAAUCUAGGGACGAGUGCAAGGCAAACGGCCGAGAAAAUUAACACUGCGUUCGGACAAGGCACUAUUGCUCAUUCCACAGUGAGUUAUUGGUUUAAGUCUUUUGAUAAGGGGGACACGAGUUGUGAAGACAAACCUCGCUCCGGUCGGCCAGUUGUCUUCGACGAAGACCUUCUACGCUCACAUUUGGAAAGACAUCCGGAUGCGACUACCAGGGACUUGGAGAAGGAACUUGGGUACGACCAUUCCACCAUAAUUCGGCACCUGCAUGCAAUGGGCUACCACAAAAUAAUGAGUCGGUGGACACCCCACGCUUUGACAGACAGCGAGCGCGCAGCACGCGUGACCAUAUGCGAAAGUCUCCUCCUGCAACCACACAGACAAGACUUUCUCAGGUCCAUUGUCACCGUCGAUGAAUCCUGGGUUCACUACAACAACAAAACGCGGCAGGCCUAUUGGGUUCUACGCGGAGAAAGGGCGCCAACGGAACCAAAGUCAGAUCGUCAUGGACGAAAGAUAAUGUUAUCAGUUUUCUGGGACUGGCAGGGCAUAUUGGGAACUGUUGAACGAAAAGCAGACUAUUAA